AUGGGGCCUGGAGGGGUCACCUAUAGGCGCCAGGCCGUCUUCGGGACGGGAUUUAGGAUUCGUAUCUCCUUCCCUUCCUCGCCUGGGCGGGAACAUAGGUGGUUCAACCCGCACCCCCUCGGAGGAGAUCCCAACCUGUACAAUUUUCAAACUUGGGCAAGGACGGUGCUGCAGAGAGGCAUGAUCCACCCGCGUGACGCCGAGGCUUGGCGCACAGCGCUUGUAGAUGUAGAGGGUGGUGGCGUUGGAUAGCUGGUUGUGUCAGCGGCCGACGAUACCUGGCGAGUAAUCCUCUGCUAGGCGUUGUUGAUGAAUUGAUUUGGCAACGUAGAAGAGACACGAUAAGCGCCCACAAAAUCGCCCCAACCAUCGCCAACCUUACCCUGGGUUCCUUAGAUGAGGAUGCGUCGAUGUGCGUUC
Messenger RNA from Ectocarpus sp. CCAP 1310/34, 420 nucleotides. Lineage: Eukaryota; Phaeophyceae; Ectocarpales; Ectocarpaceae. The record is from the annotation of a GenBank genome assembly.